Messenger RNA from Cynara cardunculus var. scolymus (artichoke), 2431 nucleotides. RefSeq names its product autophagy-related protein 13b. NCBI's taxonomy places the organism in Eukaryota, Viridiplantae, Streptophyta, Magnoliopsida, Asterales, Asteraceae. Gene Ontology annotation, cellular component: phagophore assembly site; cytosol; Atg1/ULK1 kinase complex. Bases 415 to 2286 code for a protein of 623 amino acids. The transcript has 3 exons. The record is from RefSeq and is a predicted model, not a curated record. Gene Ontology annotation, biological process: piecemeal microautophagy of the nucleus; mitophagy; autophagosome assembly.
AAUCUUCUUCCUUUGCUCCCAUGGAGACUUGUUCUUCCUCCGAUGACUCGUUGGAUCCUGCAGAUUCACUCACUGAUCACCAUGGUUUCAACCCUUUAUGCUUCAAUCGUCUCACUUUCAUAUCCUCUGACCACUUCCAUGUCCACUUCCACUCGCCUAAACCCUUACUCGCGCCUCUAGUGUUUUUUUAUAUCUAGGGUUCUUCUCACUGUUUUGUACAUGUCUGUGGUUUGAUCAUAAAUAUACUAACGUUGCCUAGUUCGAUUCAUUUGAUAUCACCUUUUGUUUCAAUUUUUGUUACUGUUCGUUUUAUCUUGAAUCUGUUUUAUUGGAUUUUUUUUAAUCCGGUGGUCAACAGACAAGACUGAUUUUGGGUAUUUUUUAAUUCCUGUUUUGGAGAAAACCAGUUUGAUCAUGGCAGUUAAUCCACACUCGGAACCUGCAAAGAUGGAACAGAUAAUCACUGAAUUCUUUGCCAAGAGUUUGCAUAUAAUACUUGAAUCCAGGUGUCCCUACGUGUCUUCACGUAAUUAUAGUGGGGAUCAAAUAAUGCAUUCCCCUUCUUCCUCUGCCUCGUCUUCUUCCAGUAUGAGACCCAGGGAUAAGUGGUUUAAUCUGACGCUUCGAGACUGCCCUGCAGCGCUUGAAAAUAUAGAUUUCUGGCGUCAGAGUAACCUUGAGCCAAUGGUGGUGGAUGUGGUUUUGGUUCAGAGAUCUCAUAAUUGGGACUAUGGGAGUACUUCUCCAAGAUUGGCACUCGAACGAAACUUGUCGUCAAAAGAGCGGUUUCCAUUUGUAUGGAAAUCAGAUUCUGAUGAAUUUGGGUGUGAUGGUAACAGUGAAAAGAUUAUCGAAAGAUGGGUUGUGCAGUAUGAGAGCAAGAAGGGUUGUAAGGAAGUUUGUUCUGGGAGCAAGAGGUCUAGCUCCAACAGUUCACAUGCAUUAUAUAAGAAAUCAAUUUUGCUUUUAAGAUCCUUAUAUGUAACUGUUAGACUUUUACCUGCUUAUAAGAUUUUCCGUGAGAUAAACUCUUCUGGGCAGAUUCGGACAUUUAGUCUUAUUCAUAGGGUAUCUUCUUCUGUUGAGCCACUCCUUCGUAGAGAUGAGGCUGAAAUGCAGCAGUUUAUGUUUGCUCCUGUGGAUACAUCUUGUGGUAAACUUUGCAUUUCAUUAUCAUAUCUUCCUUCAAUUUCUGAUGCCACUUCUGAGUCAUCUACCCCAAUGUCCCCACAAUUUAUACCAGAUUAUGUGGGUAGUCCAUUGGCAGAUCCAUUAAAGAGGUUACCUUCAGUUCCAAUGCCACAGUAUUCUCCAUCAUCUUCUCCAUUUGGAAGGCGCCAUAGUUGGAGUUAUGAUACAAGUAUAGCAUCACCACCUUCAGCAUUGCCAUCUCCGUCACCCACUUACUCGGAGUCUCGUACUUCUUACUCUAAAUUCGGUAGCCAUCGUCCACCUACUAGUUCACGUUACCCUUUAGAAACAGCUCAAGUUCAUACCAAGGAUACGGGUUAUGAUGAGUACUUGCCUUCUCCUAAUUUUUCACCAUCUCCAUCCCCAUCGCCACCCAUGUAUCUUCCGGGAAGUAAUAUGUUGAAGGUUCUCUUACGGUCUGAUAGUGCUCCGGUUUAUAUACCGACUUCUAGGCUUGGGGAUGCACCUGUUUCGUCCAGCAAGACUGGUUUGCCGUUUUCUCCUCCUCUUAGAGCUACCAGACCAAGUCUUUCUUUAGUGGAGAGAAGCUCAAGUAUACUCCAGAGUGCCACAACAGCUGGCAAGUUGUUAUCCCUCCGGGAGGAAGAUAUUGCAAGGCCAUCUGGUGUGAAGAUUUCAGGCAACAGCUCCCCGCAUAAAUCUUCUUCUAGGCUAUCGUUUGAAGAUAGUUUUGAUGACUCUGAGUUUUCAGGUCCCUUUGUGGUGGAUGAUGAUGACAUGAUGGAUCCUGGUAGCAGACCUGGUUCAUCUGAUCGAUCAGGAAAUCUUGGCACGCCACAUGAACGCAUAGGGCCAUCUACGCCAAGGAAAUCACAGGAUGCUGCAGUUGGUGCUCUUGUUCAGAUGCUGAAGAAAGCACCACCUCUUCGACAGGACUUGAGUCGAUCACAGAACGUGUGUAAGCCCUCGAGGCCUGAAAGUUCGUGCAAUCAGAUUCAAGAUCCUGCGGUUGUUGAAGUUGGUUCGUCCAGCAUGGCCUCUUCUAGGGUGAAAACGACGUCUGAUGCAUUGGAGGAGCUGAAAGCGUACAUGGACGUGAAACAACUUUUGUUAAGGCAAUCCGGCAAGUCGUAGAACGAUAUGUUCGAAAAACGGUGUUUGGUUUUUUACGUCGUUGGUCAUGAUUAUAUUCGUUCUCUGUGGUCUUUGUGUACAUAUUUAAAAUGUUGGUAUAUAUGGUGGUUUAAAUACAAGCAGUGAAUUUGUUUUUUCUUUACAA